Scaptodrosophila lebanonensis is the source of this 513-nucleotide messenger RNA. RefSeq names its product ubiquitin-conjugating enzyme E2-22 kDa-like. The transcript is spliced from 2 exons. Gene Ontology annotation, cellular component: nucleus. Gene Ontology annotation, molecular function: ubiquitin conjugating enzyme activity. The record is from RefSeq and is a predicted model, not a curated record. Gene Ontology annotation, biological process: proteasome-mediated ubiquitin-dependent protein catabolic process; protein polyubiquitination. Bases 1 to 513 code for a protein of 170 amino acids. Lineage: Eukaryota; Metazoa; Arthropoda; Insecta; Diptera; Drosophilidae.
AUGGUGAAUAUGCCUGCUUCGCGCAUCAUGCAGGAAUUCAAAGAAGAAAUGACUGAUGAGAUUGUGCAGUCUUCAAUCAAAAUUGAGCUCGUAAAUGACAGCUGGAGAGAGGGCGUAAAAUUUGUGCUGGAAAUCAAUGUGCCCGAAACAUAUCCUUUUCAUCGAACAAAGGUUCGCUUUAUAACACGCAUCUGGCAUCCGAAUAUCUCAGUGGAGGACGGAGAAAUUUGUCUGUAUAUGAAUAAUUGGUUCGCAGGCACGACAUUGCGUACCCUUCUAUUAUCUCUACAGGCGCUGCUGGCUGCUCCUCAAUCGGAUGAUGUCGAGCAAGCUACAGUCCACUAUCAGUUCAAUAAUACACCCGAAAUAUUUCUAAUGAACGCCAAGCACUGGACAAAUGCCUACGCAGGUGGUCCGCACUCGUUUCCCGAUUAUGAUUCCAAAGUUCAGCGGCUUAAGGAUAUGGGCGUUUUGCGAGUCUUCUUUCAAAGCCACACCUACUGGCAGCGCUAG